This is a messenger RNA of Peronospora belbahrii, 2352 nucleotides long. The record is from the annotation of a GenBank genome assembly. NCBI's taxonomy places the organism in Eukaryota, Oomycota, Peronosporomycetes, Peronosporales, Peronosporaceae.
AUGACAAGUAUCUGGAGUGCUCACGUGACAAAGGAAGGACGAGUUUACUAUUAUAAUCGCAAUAGUAAGCAAAGUGCAUGGGAAAAACCAAUAGAUUAUGAUGGAGAAGAGAUUGGAGUUGCUGAUGCUGCUACUGUGACUUUAAUGGCUGCUGUCACGUCUUCUGGAGCUAAGAAAGGAGGCGAAUGGGAAGAGCUGUGGGAUCCCAAGAAUGAACGUGCUUAUUACUACAAUCGUACGACACGUAAAACGCAGUGGCAACGUCCGGAAGGAGUAGAGAUCCAACCUCAUGUGGGAGAUGGAGGGGGUAGAGAGAAACGCCAUGAGAAACAUCGCAAUAAAGUCAAGAAGAAUGAAGAAAAAAGUGACGUGAGCCAUGAAGACACAAAAUUAGAGCUGGUGAAGAAUCAGACGAGUGAAGCAAAGAAUCAGAUGCACGAGGAGAAGGGUGAGCAUGAUACAGAGAUAGCUACAAUGACAACGUACUUGAAAAAGAAGAAGAAAAAGUCCAAGAGAGACAAGAUGGAACAUAUUGCCAGUGAGAGUCAAAGAAAACGACCUCGUCGACAGGAUGAAACGAGACUUAUUAUUUGGGACGAUGAAGGGUUGAAUAAUGAGUUGAUUAAGGACAUUGAAGAAAAGGACACGGAAGAUGGGAAAGAAGCGACAAGGUUAUUGCAAGAACUGUCUAAAACAGAUGCUAUCAUGGAAGCUAAUGUGCUGUCGGUCAUCAAUAGCUUUUUGAGAGCAUAUACCGAGUCGAAUGGACCCGAGAUUUUAGUGGAAAAACUUUCGUCGUCGUAUCGUGGUCAUGCACAAAUGAUCGGACUUGUUGCGUCCUGGUUGGAUACGCUGCCUGUGUCGACAACGGCGUUGGAGAAUAAGAUGAAGUUUGAUGUCAACGAAGGGGCGGUAAUUGCAAACAAAGGCGCGACGUGGGGUCCGGCGGAGGAGAUUUUGUACAGUCAUUUAAAGGAUGUCAUCAACGAAAACUACGACCCGAAACUCGUGUCAAAUGUACUCAGUGGUUCGGCGGUGGAGCCCAAGUGGCUGACUCAGAUGCUUAACGAUCGCAAGUGGAGACUCAUGCUAAUUGAGCUGGCGGAGACACACAAGACAUGUACGUUGCUACAAUAUGCAAUUCGACGAAUUUCAAAAGCGGGCCACCACAAAGAAAUUGCAUCAAUCACGAGUGCAAAUGCGUUUUUUCCAGUAUUUAGCGGUGUGCUUGUGGAUGCGUUUAGUCGAAUUCCAUUAGCUAGUGAGGAGGAUAUGGUGGACGAUAUUGCUGCCCUUAAUAAGAAAACUUUCGGUGCUGAUAGUACAGAGUACUUUCAUAUUUGUGUGGUACGCUCUAAGUUGAAUCGCGUGCGCUGUGAGCUCCAAGAGACAGCAAGUAGCAGAUUUGGCGCUAAAAUUGUUCCUUUCCACAUAUUGCGCCGGCGAUAUAUUUAUGAUGCGAGCCCGAAGUUUUGCGAUGCUGUCUUAUCGAUUGUUAAAACCAAGACAUGUUCGGAACCGAGUGCAGACACUCUGGCUAGGGAGUAUCAGACGUCGAAGAUCCCGCCUCCAGUCGCCCAUUUGCGAGACCCCAUUGUCCUGUCAAGUUUACUUGAUCGGCUUUUCAAUCCGUCCGACUCCAUUUCGCUGGCUUUUGUGCAGAACUGCGUGUUUUUGGUGGCAUAUGCAGCGUCUACGAAGGAUGAACGGAGUUUGUUGCAGACUGGAGUUUGCGGAUUGUCCGAUCAGGUUGAGGUCGAUGAUGAUGGCAUCGAUUCCACGAAAAAAGCGCUUGUUGAAGCUUCAGCGAUAUGCAAGUCUGAUCACACUAUUGGCUAUAAUAUGAAUCAGUCGGAAGUAGUUCACAAGCUGAUCUCGGUGAUGUCCGUCCCUGUUGUAUCCAUGGGUGUGUUGCACUGGCUGGAAGUUCUUCUCACCUCGCCUGAUUUCUUCAGCAUGACAUCGCUCCGGCUACACCCUGAAAAUAACCCGGUGAAAGCACUCGAGCUGAAGCGAGAGACGCUUCGAUGCAUGGUCUACAUGAUCACGAGCGGUUACGUGUUGCCCGUAUUGGAGUUUGUGUUCACCAAUACGCUGGACCUGGAUCAAGCAUUGCUUCGCAAUUUUAUUACAAUGUUGUUUGCGCGUGUUGCACCACCGUUCUCGCCGAAAUUCUCAUCGGCUUUGACAAAAAUUCUGACGCACCCAAAAGUGCAGACCGCAAUCAAGUCUUGUCCAGCCGAGAGCAAAGUGAAACUGCAGAGCUUUGUGGGCUUUUGCAAGAAAACACCGAAUGUGCUGUCGUCGGACCAAUUGCAGUCACUGACCGUUCUUCAGGAAGGACGAGAUUAG